Penicillium taxi is the source of this 2871-nucleotide messenger RNA. RefSeq names its product coatomer subunit beta. The record is from RefSeq and is a predicted model, not a curated record. The transcript has 5 exons. NCBI's taxonomy places the organism in Eukaryota, Fungi, Ascomycota, Eurotiomycetes, Eurotiales, Aspergillaceae. Gene Ontology annotation, cellular component: COPI vesicle coat; cytoplasm. Gene Ontology annotation, biological process: intra-Golgi vesicle-mediated transport; intracellular protein transport; endoplasmic reticulum to Golgi vesicle-mediated transport. Gene Ontology annotation, molecular function: structural molecule activity. The coding region runs from base 1 to 2871 and encodes 956 amino acids.
AUGGCAUCAUUCCUCGAAAACUCCUACAGUCUAGUCCACCAGGACAACACAGCCGACCAGCCGACCCUGCAGGAGCUGCGUCUCCAGCUGGAGAAGGGUACCGAUGAGACAAAGAUAGAAACCAUGAAGGUGGUGGUUGCGAUCAUGCUCAAUGGCAACCCCAUGCCCGAACUUUUGAUGCACAUCAUUCGCUUUGUUAUGCCAUCGAGGAGCAAGCCACUGAAGAAGCUUCUCUAUUUCUAUUACGAGAUCUGCCCUAAGCUUGACUCCAAUGGCAAGUUGAAACAGGAGAUGAUUUUGGUCUGUAACGGUAUCCGAAAUGACCUUCAACAUGCCAACGAAUAUGUGCGCGGCAAUACUCUCCGCUUCCUGUGCAAGCUGCGGGAACCCGAACUCCUCGAGCCCCUCCUUUCUACGGCCCGCUCUUGUCUGGAGCACCGUCACGCCUAUGUGCGCAAGAAUGCCGUAUGGGCUGUUUCUUCCAUCUUCCAGCACUCGGAGUCUCUCAUCCCUGACGCCCCGGAACUGAUCCAAACCUUCCUUGAAGCCGAAACCGAUGGCACAUGCAAGCGCAAUGCCUUUGCCGCACUGAUGACCAUCAGUCACGAGAAGGCUCUUGAAUACCUUCGCACAACUUUUGACACCAUUCCUAACACCGAUGAACUUCUACAGUUGGCUGAACUGGAAUUCCUGCGCAAGGAUGCUGUCCAAAACCCUCAGAACAAGUCGCGAUACCUUAAACUCAUGCUCGAACUCCUUGAUGCCUCUACUAGCACAGUUGUGUACGAAGCCGCCACAUCUCUUACUGCCCUUACCAGCAACCCUGUCGCCGUGAAGGCCGCCGCGGGAAAGCUGAUCGAGCUCGCCAUUCGUGAGGCUGACAACAACGUCAAACUUAUUGUAUUAGACCGCGUGGAUCAGCUGCGGAUUCGCAAUGAGGGCGUACUGGAUGAUCUCACCAUGGAGAUUUUGCGUGUCCUCACUAGCCCCGACAUUGAUGUGCGGAGAAAGGCUCUUGGUAUUGCAAUGGAAAUGGUUUCCAGCAAGAAUGUCGAGGAGAUUGUCAUGCUGCUCAAGAAGGAACUCGCUAAGACCGUUGAUGAGCAAUAUGAACAGAACAACGAAUAUCGCCAGCUGCUGGUUCAGUCAAUACACACAUGUGCCAUCAAAUUUUCUGAGAUUGCCGCCAGCGUCGUUGAUCUCCUCAUGGAUUUCAUUGCCGAUUUCAAUAACAACUCCGCCAUUGAUGUGAUUUCAUUCGUCAAGGAGGUUGUUGAGAAAUUCCCUCACCUUCGUAGUUCUGUCGUUGACCGCCUGGUCUCGACUCUAACUGAGGUCAGAGCUAGCAGGGUCUAUCGGGGCGUUCUUUGGGUGGUCGGGGAGUACUCUUUGGAGGAGAAGGAUAUUCGGGAGGCUUGGAAAAAGAUCCGAGCCAGUCUUGGAGAAAUCCCUAUCUUGGCAUCCGAACAACGACUACUAGAUGAAGUCCCAGAGGAUACCGUUCUCCUUCAUGAACCGGCCCCUGUUAAUGGCCAAAAGGCCGCUCCCUCUGGUUCCCGAAAGGUGUUGGCCGACGGCACUUACGCCACUGAGAGCGCUCUCACCAGCCAGUCUUCCGCCGCUGCUCGUCUUGAAGCCGUCAAGGCCGCACAGAAGCCACCACUGCGCCAGCUUAUUUUGGAUGGUGACUACUACUUGGCCACUGUUCUCUCGUCCACAUUGACCAAGCUGGUGAUGCGUCACUCGAUUGUGUCGCAGGAUAUUGCCCGCACUAAUGCCCUCCGCGCCGAAGCCAUGUUGAUUUUGAUUUCCAUCAUGCGUGUUGGCCAAUCUCAGUUCGUCAAGGCCCCGAUCGAUGAGGACUCUGUUGACCGUAUCAUGACCUGUGUUCGUUCACUGGCUGAGUUCACUGAAAAGAAGGACCUCGAGACCACCUUCCUUGAGGACACUCGCAAAGCAUUCCGUGCUAUUGUUCAGGUAGAGGACAAAAAGAGAGCCGCCCGGGAAGCUGUGGAGAAGGCCAAGACUGCUGUCCAGAUUGAUGACGCUAUUCCCAUCCGACAAUUCGCCAAGAAGAACGCCGUCGAGGGAGCUGAGGAGAUCGAGUUGGAUCUUGUCAAGGCUACCGGUGGUGAUUCCGUUGUAGAGAGCGCACCAUCAAAGCUGAGCCGAGUGGUCCAGUUGACAGGUUUCUCUGAUCCAGUUUACGCCGAGGCUUAUGUCACUGUUCACCAGUUCGAUAUUGUUCUGGAUGUUCUGCUGGUGAACCAAACCACCGAGACCCUACAGAACCUAUCCGUGGAGUUUGCCACUCUAGGAGAUCUCAAGGUCGUUGAGCGGCCAUCCACCCACAACCUUGGCCCGCGUGACUUCCUCAAUGUCCAAGCGACAGUCAAGGUCUCGUCCACUGACACUGGUGUCAUUUUCGGAAACAUUGUUUACGAUGGUGCUAGCUCCACCGAGACCCACGUGGUCAUUCUCAACGAUAUUCACGCCGAUAUUAUGGACUACAUCCAACCUGCUCACUGCACUGAGACUGAGUUCCGAACUAUGUGGACUGAGUUUGAAUGGGAGAACAAGGUCAAUAUCAACUCCAAGGCCAAAAACCUGCGUGAAUUCCUCAAACAGUUGAUGGAUAGCACCAACAUGGCCUGCUUGGCCCCUGAAGCUUCCCUGAAGGGUGACUGCCGAUUCCUGAGUGCUAAUCUUUACGCCCGGAGCGUGUUCGGCGAGGAUGCAUUGGCGAACUUAAGCAUUGAGAAGGAGGGAGAUGAUGGGCCUAUCACUGGCUUUGUUCGUAUCAGAAGUCGUUCACAGGGUCUGGCUUUGAGCCUUGGCUCUUUGAAGGGUCUUAAGGCCGCCACAUCAUAA